Vanessa tameamea is the source of this 3823-nucleotide messenger RNA. RefSeq names its product probable DNA mismatch repair protein Msh6 (gene Msh6). The record is from RefSeq and is a predicted model, not a curated record. Gene Ontology annotation, cellular component: MutSalpha complex; nucleus. The coding region runs from base 141 to 3503 and encodes 1120 amino acids. Gene Ontology annotation, molecular function: ATP-dependent DNA damage sensor activity; ATP binding; mismatched DNA binding. The transcript is spliced from 19 exons. Lineage: Eukaryota; Metazoa; Arthropoda; Insecta; Lepidoptera; Nymphalidae. Gene Ontology annotation, biological process: mismatch repair.
UUGUGAUUUUGCGCCAAAACCGGCAAAGUAUAAGAAAUUGCAAAAUCUCAUUUCUUAAUUAGCUAGCUUUGCGUAUUUAAAAUCACUGCAAAGACAAUUUAUAUAUAUCAGUUUCUUCAAUGUCCUUUAAUUGACGAAAUAUGUCUAAACGAAAUAGUUCUACAGUUUCGAAUACAUUGUUCAAUUACUUUGCUAAAACACCGCCGAGUUCGAAAAAACCUAAACAGAUCGGCGAUGAAGGCAGUAUUAACAAAUUAAAUUCUUCUUUAAACUGUAAAGAUGGUGUUAAAGUUGAAAAUAAAAAACGAGAGAGGAUACCAACUCCAUCACCAGAACCAAAUAAGGAAGCUAGUGAUAGUGAUGAAGAAGUGGUCCUUUCCAACAAAAAAAGGAAGCGGAUUAGAUUAAAUCCUAUAGAUUCUGAUGAUUCAGAUAUUGAAAAUAAAGCAGACAAUAAAGUUAAAAGCCCUAAAAAUGAAGUGUCUAUGAAGCAAAGAUUACAAGAAAGUUUCAAAUAUGAACCUGGUGAAUCCCCUAAAAGCGAUAAAACCAGACGAGUCAUCCCAAAUGUUUCACAAUCAAAAAUAGAAUCUCAAGAAAGUCCUAUCAUAGCGGAUGAAGAUAACUGGACUCAUUGCAAACUGGAUUGGUUGAAACCAGAUAAUAUACGAGAUGGUCAGAAGCGUAAGCCAGACCAUCCAGAAUAUGACCCAAGUACAGUCUAUGUACCAAUGGAAUUUAUGAAAAAGCAGACACCUGCUCACAAACAGUGGUGGGAAAUAAAAUCAAAACAUUUUGAUAGUGUAUUGUUUUUCAAAGUUGGGAAAUUUUAUGAGCUGUAUCAUAUGGAUGCAGCCGUUGGUGUGAAUGAACUUGGCUUCUCUUUUAUGAAGGGUGAAUUUGCACAUUCUGGUUUCCCUGAAAGUGCAUAUUCUCGCAUGGCUUCUACUUUGGUCUCCAAAGGAUACAAGGUAGUGCGUGUCGAACAAACCGAGACUCCUGACAUGAUGCAGGAGAGAUGUAAAAGCAGCGGUCUGUCGAGUAAGAGCGAUAAGGUCGUCAGACGCGAGGUGUGCCAAGUGAGCGUGCGCGGCGCGCGGGCGCUCGGCCUGCAGGACGCCGCGCCCGCGCGCAGCGCCUCGGACCACAUGCUGGCCGUCGCCGAGGAGGAAAAUAAUGGUUGCAGAACAUAUGGAGUCUGCUUUAUAGACACUACUAUAGGGCAGUUCCACAUGGGACAAUUCACGGACGACAAGCAUUCGUCGAGGUUACUGACUACACUCGCUCAUUAUCCACCAGCUUUGAUAAUCUACGAUCGGAAAACAACCACAGCACAUACAACUAAACUCUUAGCCACUCACUGUCAUACUGCGAGACUGGAACGCACUGCUAUAUGGCCACCAGAAAAAACGUUAAAAAUAUUAGCUGAGAAGUAUUAUAGAACCAAUGUUGACGGAGACUGGCCGGAGGGAAUCAAACCAUUCCUACACGAAGGCGAUGCCCUUGGACUCACACCAGCUGCACACUGUUACUUAGCAGUCAAAGCAUUAGGAGGCUGCGUAGCUUAUCUUACAGAUUGUCUACUUGACAUACAGAUCCUCGGUAUGUCACAAUUUGAAGAAUACGCUCCUCCCGACGUUCUGAAUAGCACCAUAUUGUCAAACGAUAAGGUCGAAAACGAAUGGACAGGAGGCAAUACAAUGAUAUUAGAUGCAAUCACUUUGAGAAACUUGAGAAUAGUUCAAGAUGAAGGCUGCUUAUAUGAUAAGCUAAACUUUUGUACCACACCCAUGGGGAAAAGGUUACUUUACCAAUGGGUUUGCUCUCCGAGCUGCAAUCUGACCGUCAUCAAGGAAAGACAAGAGGCAGUUAAAGCUUUGUUCGAGAACCAGGAACUGUGCCAGGAUGCAAAGAAUAUACUGACCACCUUGCCUGAUUUAGAACGGCUCUUAGCAAAAAUUCAUGCUUUGGGUAACUUAAAGAAAUCACAAGACCAUCCAGACUCUCGAGCUAUAUUCUAUGAAGAAAAAACUUAUUCAAAGAGAAAAGUAUUGGACUUUAUAUCGGUCCUAAACGGUUUUACCGCCGUCCUGAAAUUAACAGAACUAUUUUCUGAUAUUGAAUCUGUUCUGUUAAAGCAUAUAACACAAUUCAGCCCACAAGGCAAAUUUCCCGACUAUCGAGACACAUUAAAGUUCUUUAAGGAAGCAUUUAAUCAACAAGAUGCAGAGAAAGAAGGUCGUAUACUACCCGGAGCAGGCGUCGAUAAGGAAUAUGACCAUAUACUACAAGUUAUUGAGGAAUUGGAAGACGAAUUAAAGCAAUAUUUAACGAAACAAGAAAAGUAUUUUAAAUGUAGAGUGACAUAUGUAGGUGUGGACAAGAAACGUUAUCAGCUAGAAGUGGCACAGGGAGCCGCAGCUAAAGCCGGACCAGAAUACCAUCUAGAAAGUACAAGAAAAGGGUUCAAAAAAUUUUCAACUGCCGAGACUAAGGAGUUUCUCGCGCGAAUGAUUGCGGCAGAGGAGCAGAAAAGGAAUAUAUUAAAAGAUCUAAGUCGUCGUAUCUUCGAGAAAUUCUCCUCGAGUUACAAUCAAUGGGAGAUGGCCACUAAAUGCUUAGCGACGUUGGAUAUUUUGCUAGCAUUUGCAGAGUUUGCGAGGCAGCAGCACGGAGAUAUAUGUUUGCCAGAAAUUACAUUUGACGGAAACCAAGAGCCCUACGUCAAUAUAAAAGAAGGACGGCACCCGUGCAUCCCUGUCGCUCACGAGUUCAUCCCUAACGACACUUCGCUGCAGACGGCAAGACUGUUGCUGCUGACCGGACCCAAUAUGGGCGGGAAGUCCACGCUCAUGCGGCAGCUGGGUCUACUAUCAGUGCUGGCGCAUCUGGGUUGUUACGUGCCAGCUCAAGAAUGUAGCAUGAGUCUAGUAGACCGUAUCUUCACCCGCCUGGGCGCCUCCGACGACAUCCUCUCGGGGCAGUCCACCUUCCUCGUGGAGAUGAACGAAACGGCAGCCAUAGUGAAGCACGCGACGAUACACUCGCUCGUGCUGCUGGACGAGUUAGGUCGAGGAACGUCGACGUACGACGGGACGGCCAUCGCGUCGGCGGUGUGCGCGGAGCUGGCGGGUCGCGGCUGUCGCACCGUGUUCUCCACGCACUACCACUCGCUCGUGCAGCACCUCGCGCACCACCCCGGCCUGCAGUUGGGACACAUGGCGUGCAUGGUGGAAACGGACGAGCCGACGGCCGACGGUGCCCACGACAUCCCGGAGGAAACGAUAACGUUCCUGUACAAGCUGUCGCCGGGGGCGUGCCCCAAGUCGUACGGGUUCAACGCGGCGCGGCUGGCGGGCGUGCCGCGCGACGUGACGGCGCGGGCGCAGCGCGUGGCGCGCCGCCUCGAGGCCGAGGCCGCCGCCGCGCGCGCCGCCCGCCGCGUGCUGCGCUGCGCGCGCGCCGCCGACCUGCGCGCGCUGCUGGCGGCUCUCACCAUCUGAUUACUAUUAUGCCAUUUGUUCCGUCUUUGAAUUCAGCGUACCUUAUGCUUUCGAGGCUUGGAAACUAAUAAUGCCGUCUUGAGUAAGGUGUUUUGUAAUGUUGUGAUUGUAAUGCUCCGGAUGAGCUACCGAUGGCUCGAUACCUACAAUUAUCUAUCUAAUGAUCCAACAAUAUUUUUAAUGGAAGUUUUUAACAUGUUAUAAGAUUAACAAUUUAACCCACCUGCUUUUAGAAUUUUGGUGAGACCGAAGCUGUGAUUAUAGUCCUUAUUUUUUACUAAUGUUCAUAUGAGGGCGUAGCGGUAGUUUUUACUUGAGGA